AUGGCCGCCACCCAGCAGCUGCCCAUGCAGUCGCGCACCGGCCGCGUCAAUCAGCGAUACGGCGCCCAGGGCGAACGACUCGUUGCCGGCGUAGUCCCCCUCUCUGCCGACAACCACUACGUCCUCCUGAUCCAAUCCACCAAACGCAACGGCUGGGUCCUCCCCAAAGGCGGGUGGGAGACGGACGAAGCAACCGCCCAAGACGCCGCCAAGCGCGAGGCCUGGGAAGAGGCUGGUAUAAUAUGCAAAAUCAGCUACGACCUCGGGCUCAUUGGAGAGAGGCGAAAGGCGGACCAGCUCACUACACAGGCCCCGAAGGCCUCGUACCACUUCUUCCAGGCCGUUGUCGAGAGGCAGGAAGCACAAUGGCCUGAGAUGCACAAGCGAUCAAGGCAGUGGUUCAACUACACCCAGGCUCGACAGGCGCUGGCAGAGAGACCAGAGCUGCUGGCUGCGCUGGAGAAGUGCACCAUGCAACGGUAG
Messenger RNA from Dothidotthia symphoricarpi CBS 119687, 483 nucleotides. RefSeq lists its product as uncharacterized. The record is from RefSeq and is a predicted model, not a curated record. Gene Ontology annotation, biological process: diphosphoinositol polyphosphate metabolic process; diadenosine pentaphosphate catabolic process; diadenosine hexaphosphate catabolic process. The coding region runs from base 1 to 483 and encodes 160 amino acids. Gene Ontology annotation, cellular component: cytoplasm; nucleus. Lineage: Eukaryota; Fungi; Ascomycota; Dothideomycetes; Pleosporales; Dothidotthiaceae. Gene Ontology annotation, molecular function: endopolyphosphatase activity; bis(5'-adenosyl)-hexaphosphatase activity; bis(5'-adenosyl)-pentaphosphatase activity. The transcript has 2 exons.